Adineta ricciae is the source of this 1449-nucleotide messenger RNA. Lineage: Eukaryota; Metazoa; Rotifera; Eurotatoria; Adinetida; Adinetidae. The record is from the annotation of a GenBank genome assembly.
AUGACUACUAUUUCAGCUUAUAAAGAUGCGUGUAGAAAGUGGAUUGGUGUUAUUUGGUUAACGCUAGAAGUGAAUUUAGUUGCUGGUACUAUAUUUGGUUUUGCAGCACUUUUCAAAGUAUUACCAAAGUAUGGUGUCUAUAGUCACUACUGUACGUCUGCUUCCAAUACAACAGCAGCAGCAGCAGCAGCACUGGUAAACUGUGGUGCUCAGACUCGUGAAUAUCAAAAUGCAUUAACGCUAGGAAUCGCUUUCUUUGGUUUGCCGUCGGCACUUGUGGGGGGCCUCAUUGACAAGCUUGGUUGCCGUUUUACGAAACUCAUCGGAGUAGUUUUUCAUGUUGUGGGAUGGUUGGCUCUCGCUUUAGUUCAAUCCGGUCGAGACUAUUUACUAUACAUUCACACUGUGUUCUCAUCAAUCGGUGGCAUAGCUGUUUUAAUCUCAACUUUUGCAUCUAGCGAAUAUUUUGCAACAUCUCGAGCAGUGAUAUCAGCGCUAUUUGCUGGUGCGACUAUAUCAUCAACAAUGUGGUUUUCCAUUUUUCAAAGAUUAAUCGAUGAUGGUCAUGCAACCAUCGGACAUUUAUCAUAUAUAUGGAUGUCAUUUGGGGUACUACUGUUUGUCUCUGCAUUUUUGUUCCUCGAUUGGAAAUUCACGUUAUGUAAAUUACCUUAUGGAACUAAUGUAACAUUUGAAGAAGCACUAACAAAAAGCAACACAGACAGAACGGACUCUGAAACGAAGUGGUACAUUAAAAUUUAUCAGCGCACUGGCAUUUGGAAUCAUUUGUUAAGUCCUUUAUAUAUAUUGGUAGUUCUCUUUCUGAGCGUAUUGCUGCUACCAAGUGUAUUGCUGUCUGUUAUUUGGUAUCCAUGGGUACAUUACAUAACGAAUCAAGAUACCGUUUUAGCCAAUCAAUAUACGUUUGCAUUUAAUGUGUCGACACUCUCAGCACUCGCUAUUUGUCCGAUCAAUGGUUUCAUUCUUGGACGCAAUGCUAUGAAAAAUAGAAAACAACAACUAUUGAACAUAUUAAUAGUCCAGACAAUCUCAUGGAUAUCGAAUGUUGCACUAUGCAUUAUCUGUAUGUUUGUGACAUUGAAUGUCAUCAUACCGGCUUUGGUCAUAAACUGUAUUGCACGUUCAACAAUUGUAGCUGGUUCGCAGGCCGUGGUAGCGACUUUUUUUCCAUCUGAGUAUAUUGGAAGAUUGACUGGUAUUAUGUGGACAGUAGGAGGUGCAGUAACUUUUAUUCAAUAUGCACUUGUCCUCUUGACCGACGAUAUAUCAAAAUCAUGGAGGGUGCGCACGUUUUUAAAUUUAUCUUUGGAUAUGAAAAUUAAAAUACCUUUUUUAUUAGGCUUGGGUAAUUGUGCUGGUAUUAGUGAUGAUCAUGUCUUGUCAUUUGGUACAGAUAUUGCUAAAAAUAUUCAAGAAAGAGCAGCAUGA